UCUUACUUAGGUAUCUAUAUUGAAGAAUUACCCACUACGGUUAUAUACAACCUUUUUGGUAUUCAAGGGUGUGCCAUUUAACACCAGCUUAGAAUGGACUAAUAUAGGUAGAUUGCAUUGCCUGUAUCCUUGGUGGGAGGAUGCAACUGUGAGUUUUAUGAUUAGUGGUGGCUACAACGUCUCCCGACAGAUAGAUCAGGUGAAGCAGAAGACACUUAUCAUAUGGGGUGAGGAUGAUCAGAUUAUUAGCAACAAGCUAGCAGUGAGACUGCACUGUGAACUGCCGAACGCGAUUGUUCGGCAAAUACCGGAUUGUGGGCAUCUUCCUCAUGUCGAAAAGCCAGAUUCGGUUGCCAGAUUAAUCUUGGACUUUAUGAAGGAUUACUGCCAGAGAAAGUCCCAGUUUGUCCCCAUGUAAUCGAGGUUAAUGUUGCUUAAACUCAGAACUAUAUUUUAGCUCGGAUCGUGCCUUACCUGUACGUUUAAUGGUUAAAAUGCUUAUACAUAACAUGAGAAAAAUUGAUCC
Messenger RNA from Hibiscus syriacus, 526 nucleotides. RefSeq lists its product as uncharacterized. The coding region runs from base 158 to 418 and encodes 86 amino acids. Lineage: Eukaryota; Viridiplantae; Streptophyta; Magnoliopsida; Malvales; Malvaceae. The transcript is spliced from 4 exons. The record is from RefSeq and is a predicted model, not a curated record.